This is a messenger RNA of Cephus cinctus (wheat stem sawfly), 867 nucleotides long. RefSeq lists its product as uncharacterized. The record is from RefSeq and is a predicted model, not a curated record. Lineage: Eukaryota; Metazoa; Arthropoda; Insecta; Hymenoptera; Cephidae. The transcript has a single exon. The coding region runs from base 1 to 867 and encodes 288 amino acids.
AUGUCUUCAACACCUCGGUGUACGCCUGAUCUGCAGUCUCUGAGUUUGCCAUUAUCAACGCUAAACCCUGUCUCUUCUUGCUCGUCUGGACAACCAACUACUAACGAUCUACUUCAAUCUCUUAUAUCACAAAUUAAAAAAUCUGACGAGAAAAUCACUGUAUUUAUUACUGGGCAACUGCAAACAAACCAGGAGAUCAACGAAAAACUAAAUAACUUGAAUAGAAUUGCUGAUACAGUAAAUCAAAAUUGCCAACGUAUUUCUAAUCUAGAACAGAACUAUGCCACUCUAUUGCAAGAAAUUCAAUCACUGAAGGCUCAACUGUCCGGUAUGUCAGAUUCGUCUUAUACCAAACUGCACGAGCGUGAGGACAGCGAACUUAUUCUGUCUAGCGUACCUGCUAGAACGACAACAACUCCUGUUACUCUCGUUAGCAACGUCUUUCAAGCUCUUGGCGUACCCGAACGCUCUAGCCACAUAUUAGCUGUUAGAUGCAUCAGUAAUAAAUCUGAUCUUCCUGCUGCAUCAACUCGAUCUUCUUCUCCGCCAGAAAUGUCUCGAGCUACAACCGCAUAUAUUGUCACUUUAACAUCGGUUGCAGUCCGCGACAUAGUUCUAACGAAAAAAAGAAAUAAACGUGACCUAAGACAAAACGAGGUCUGUGACGGUGGUUCUAAUCGUCAGAUUUAUAUUAAUGAGCUCCUUCCAGCUUCUACCUAUAACUUACUUCGUCGCUCAAAGGCUCUUGCCAAGGAAAAAUCCUAUAAAUUCGUGUGGUGUAAAAAUAACACGAUUUUUGUGAGAAAAGACAAUGGUUGCCCUCCCAUCAUGAUUCAAACAGAGAACGAUUUAAAUAAACUAGUCUGA